CGACACAUGUGGACAGAACUGCCUGCUCAGGCCACCAGGAUGACCACCCCUGCCUCCUGGCCACACCCUCCUCCUUGCCUGCUGCUGACUCUACUGCUGGGACUCACAGGCAUGGCAGGUGAGAAGGAGCUGCAGGUGAUUCAGCCUGAGAGGUCGGUGUCCGUCGCAGCCGGAGAGACGGCCACUCUGAACUGCACCGUGACCUCCCUGUACCCCCUGGGGCCCACCCGGUGGUUCAGGGGGACAGGGCCAGGCCGGGAGUUAAUCUAUAGUUUCACACAAAAGGAGGCAACCCGCUUCCCUCAAGUAACAGAUGUUGCAGACACCACAAGGAGAAACAAAAUGGACUAUUCCAUCCGCAUCAGUAACAUCACCCCCGCAAACGCCGGUACCUACUACUGUGUGAAGUUCCAGAGAGGAAGCACUGGCGAAGACGUGGAGCUUAAGUCUGGAGCAGGCACUCGGCUCACUGUGAGUGGCGUGGCAGGUGAGAAGGAGCUGCAGGUGAUUCAGCCUGAGAGGUCGGUGUCCAUCGCAGCCGGAGAGACGGCCACUCUGCUCUGCACCGUGACCUCCAUAUACCCCGUGGGGCCCAUCCAGUGGUUCAGGGGGACAGGGUCAGGCCGGGAGUUAAUCUACAGUUUCAAACCAAGUGAGGCAACCCGCUUCCCUCGAGUAACAAGUGUUGCAGACACCACAAAGGGCAACAACAUGGACUUUUCCAUCCGCAUCAGUAACGUCACCCCCGCAGACGCCGGUACCUACUACUGUGUGAAGUUCCAGAGAGGAAUACCUGACGACGUGGAGCUUAAGUCUGGAGCAGGCACUCGGCUCACUGUGAGUGCCAAACCCUCUCCCCCCAUGGUAUCAGGCCCCACGGUGAGGGCCCUACCUGGGCAGACAGUGAGCUUCACCUGUGAGUCCCAUGGCUUCUCCCCCCGAAACAUCGUCCUGAAAUGGUUCAAAGAUGGAAAUGAGCUCCCAGCCUCCCAGACCACAGUGUACCCGGAGGGAGACAGCGCUUCCUACAGCGUAUUCCGCACAGCCACAGUGGUGCUGGCCCCGGGGGACGUUCGCUCUCAGGUGGUCUGCGAGGUGGUCCAUGUCACUCUGAAGGGGGGCCCUCCUCUUCGUGGGACUGCCAACUUGUCUGAGACCAUCCGAGUUCCGCCCAUCAUGGAGGUUACCCAACACCCUGUGGCAGGGAACCAGGUGAAGGUCAUUGCCUGUCAGGUGAAGAAGUUCUACCCCCAGCGCCUACAGCUGACCUGGUUGGAGAACGGAAACCUGUCCCGAACAGAAAUGGCCUCGACCCUCACAGAGAACAAGGAUGGAACCUUUAACCGGAUGAGCUGGCUCCUCGUGAAUUUACCUGCCCACAGGGAGGAGGUGGUGCUCACCUGCCAGGUGGAGCACGAUGGGCAGCCGGCGGUCACCAAACACCUUACCCUGGAGACCUCUGGCCACCCAAAGGACCAGGGCACAGGUCCAGAGGCACCUGCUGUUAUCUUUGUGGCUGUCCUCCUGGGCUUAAAGGUGCUAUUAGUGACAAGUUUCACAGUCACCUACAUCUACAGGUGGUGGAAACUCUAACAGCUCAUGCCUGCCCUGUAAUACGUUGCCUUCUGCCCUCUCCAAGCAGCUCAAGUAGAGAGAAGCUGCAAAGACCUACAGGUUACUCAAGACCCCUGCCCUCCACUCUGCCAGACCCACUUCCACCACGGACAUGCUCCCUUCACACACCCUCCUGAUGGCCCUUCUCUCUGAUGGUAAAGCUGAGUUAAGGAUGGACUUUGGUCAUGGGGCCUCGGGCAUGUCUGGACCCUGUGCAUUGAGCUUCAAACUGGCCCUGCCUCCACCCAAAAGAGAAUCAAGAAGAUAAGACAACAGGUUUCUUUCCUGCCCUGGUCGUGAACAACCCUUAAUAUUCAGAGCAUUUUACUUUUAUCCAGAGUUUUUGCAAGUGUGAUUUCAUUUUAACACGUAUAUAUUUGAAAUCACUAAGUUGAAUAAGCAUUUUUCUAUUCUUAAAUACAUAAUAAAUAAUAUAAGAAAUAUCAAUGGUCCUACCAUCCUAUCUUUACAAAAUAGUAACAUUUUGUCUUAUGUUCUCUGUUCUUUUGUAAAAUUCUGUCCUGAAUAUGGUGUUAUCAUUCUCUAGCAUGAUUUUAUACUUUUAUAACAUAUGUGUAAAUCCUUAAGCAAUAUUUAAUAUUACUUUCCAUGUUUCAAAUUUUGUAUAAAUGCUAUUAUACUGUAUACACCACUUUGGAAUUUUAUUUUUUAUGCUUAACAUAGUUUUUGUGUUUAAUGUUUAUAUAUGUAGCUCCACUGUAUUACUUUUCCACAGCUCUAAAGAUUGCUAUUGUAAGAUAUGCUAUAAUUUAUUGAUUCUUCUCAUAUCUAAUGUUUUGCUAGUACAACUUCGCAGUGAGCAUUCUUAUCUUCACUUCCUUGUCACAUAUGCUCCUCUAGUAUGGUCGGCAAAGCAGCAGUGUUUGUAUCAUUUGGGAGCUUUUGUUAUAUAAAAAUCUGUUUUCAAUUUUUGAUCAAGUUUUGCUCUUUCUAUUUAUGCCUUUGACCUAGCUGUGUUUCUCUGGAGUGUGUUAUUAUAGGUCAUGAGAAUCUUUUGUUUUAUUUCUACAAGGAUAAAUUACCCAGCACCCAAGAAUCUGCACGGUGUCCUUUGCCAUAUAUCACAUUUCCAUAAAUACAAUAUGUGGUUCUUUUGAUGAGCUGUUUCAUUGAUUACAUGUUUAUCUCUCUAUCAGAACUACCCUGCUUUAAUUAGAAUAGCUUUAUAAUAAUUUUGAUAUCUUUUUAGGCAAAGCUAUAUACAUUUUCUUGUUUUUUCAAAUUACCCGGCUGUUACUGGU
Hipposideros armiger (great roundleaf bat) is the source of this 2876-nucleotide messenger RNA. Its product is annotated as signal-regulatory protein beta-1-like. NCBI's taxonomy places the organism in Eukaryota, Metazoa, Chordata, Mammalia, Chiroptera, Hipposideridae. The coding region runs from base 7 to 1593 and encodes 528 amino acids. The record is from RefSeq and is a predicted model, not a curated record. The transcript is spliced from 7 exons.